UUCUUUUUCUCAUUCAGUUUUGGUUUCCAUAUUUCAAAUUCAAACAUCUCAAAAGCAUUGCUUUGCUACUGCAACAGAUUAUUAUUUUCUUUUUCUUUGCAUUUUUUGUUUUUUGUGAGAGGAUGGGUUCUUCUGUUGUUGGAGAUGAAUCAUUUUCUUCUUCUCCCAAUUUCAAUUACGAUUAUGAUGUGUUUUUUAGUUUCAGAGGAGAAGAUACUCGCUCCAAUUUUAUCAGUCAUCUUCAUAUGGCCUUGCGUCUAAAGGAAGUCAACGUUUUCAUAGACGACAAACUCAAAAGGGGUGAACAAAUUUAUGAGUCUCUUCUCAAAUUUAUAGAGCGAUCUAGACUUUCCCUCGUUAUUUUCUCUAAAGAUUAUGCAUCUUCAACUUGGUGUUUGGAUGAACUGGUGAAAAUAAUUGAGUGUAAGAAAUCCAAAGGACAAGCAGUUUGGCCAGUGUUCUACAAGGUGGAUCCAUCCGAGGUUCGAAAACAAACCGGUGGGUUUGGGGAAGCAUUGGCCAAACAUGAAGCUAAUAAGUUAUUGACCAACAAGAUUCAACCAUGGAGGGAAGCUUUGACUUUUGCUGCUGGUUUGUCUGGUUGGGAUCUAGCAAAUAGCAAGGAUGAGGCUGAACUUAUCCAAAAAAUUGUUAAACGAGUGUUGUCUGCAGUAAAUCCAAUGCAAUUACUACAUGUAGCCAAGCACCAAGUAGGAGUUGAUUCUCGACUAAGGAAAAUUGAGGAGUUGGUCUCUCAUAUUGGGUCCGAGGGUGUUAAUCUGGUGGGGUUGUAUGGCAUUGGAGGCAUUGGUAAGACCACUUUGGCUAAGGCUUUGUACAACAAAAUUGCUACCCAAUUUGAAGGAUGCUGCUUUCUACAAGAUGUUAGACGAGAAGCUUCGAAGCAUGGGCUCGUUCAACUACAGGAAACCUUACUCAAUGAGAUCUUAAAAGAGGAUUUGAAGGUUAUUGUCAGUCGUGAUAGAGGAAUUAACAUCAUAAGAAGUAGACUGUGUUCAAAGAAAGUUCUUAUAGUUCUUGAUGAUGUGAAUGAUCUUGAGCAAUUAGAAGCACUGGUUGGUGGGCGUGAUUGGUUUGGUCAAGGUAGUAAAAUCAUUGUGACGACAAGGAAUGAACAUUUACUUUCUAGCCAUGGAUUUGAUGAAAAGCAUAAAAUUCAAGAAUUGAAUCAAGACCAUGCUCUUGAGCUUUUCAGUUGGCAUGCUUUUAAGAAAAGUCAUCCAUCAAGUAAUUAUUUAGAUUUUUCAAAGCGUGCUACAAGUUAUUGUAAAGGUCUCUCUUUGGCCCUCGUUGUUUUGGGUUCUUUCCUUUGCGGCAGAGCUAAAGAAGAAUGGAAUGGUAUGCUAGAUGAAUUUGAGAACUCUUUGAGAAAAGAUAUUAAAGAUGUACUUCAAUUAAGUUUUGAUGGACUUGAAGACAAAAUAAAGGAUAUUUUCCUUGACAUUUCUUGUUUAUUCGUGGGAGAAGAAUACAAGUGUGCUAAAAAAAUGUUGAGUGCAUGUCAUUUGAACAUAGAUUUUGGAAUUAUGAUACUCAUGGAUCUUUCACUUAUUACGGUUGAAAUGGAUAGAGUGCAAAUGCAUGAGUUAAUACAACAAAUGGGUCGUAGUAUAGUUCAUAAUGAAUCAUCUGAGCCUGGAAAGAGGAGUAGGCUGUGGUUGGAACACGACAUUUGGGAGGUGUUUGUUAAUAAUUCUGGAACAGAUGCAGUUAAAGCCAUAAAGUUGGACUUGCCUAAAUCCACAAGGCUAAAUGUAGAUCCACGGGCAUUUGGAAGCAUGAAAAAUUUGAGAUUGCUUAUCAUUCGAAAUGCACGAUUUUGUACAAAGAUUAGGUACUUACCUAAUAGCUUAAAGUGGAUUGAAUGGCAUGGAUUUGCUCAUCGAACUUUGCCGUCCUGCUUCAUUACCAAAAAUCUUGUUGGACUUGAUUUGCAACAUAGCCUCAUCAAAAGAUUUGGGAAAAGACUUAAGGAUUGUGAAAGGUUGAAGUAUGUUGAUCUUAGCUACUCUACUUUAUUAGAGCAAAUUCCUGAUUUCACUGCAGCAUCAAACCUUGAAGAGUUGUAUCUCAUCAAUUGCACAAAUUUAGGAAUGAUAGAUAAGUCUAUUUUCUCUCUCAAUAAGCUUGUUGUCCUAAACUUUGAUGGUUGUUCUAACCUUAAAAAGCUUCCAAGAGGCUACUUCAUGUUAAGUUCUCUUAAAGAAUUGAAUCUCUCUUACUGCAAAAAACUUGAGAAAAUUCCAGACUUAUCUUCAGCAUCAAACCUUACGAGCUUGCAUCUCUACGAAUGCACAAAUUUAAGAGUGAUUCAUGAAUCUGUUGGAUCUUUGGAUAAGCUUGACCAUUUGAACCUUAGACAAUGCACUAACCUGGUAAAGCUUCCAAGCUAUCUUAGGUUAAAGUCUCUUCGAUAUUUAUCACUUUCUGGGUGUUGUAAGCUUGAAAGCUUCCCAACAAUUGCUGAAAGCAUGAAAUCUUUAAGGUCCUUGGAUUUGGAUUUUACUGCCAUAAAGGAGUUACCUUCAUCAAUGGGAUAUCUUACCAAUCUAUCUCGAUUAAACCUUGACAGUUGCACAGGCCUCAUCUCCCUUCCCAAUACAAUUUCUUUGUUAAUGUCCCUAUUGAAACUUGACUUAAGAAAUUGCAGGUCUCUUCAAGAAAUUCCGAACCUUCCUCAAAACAUACAAAUUUUGAAUGCGAAUGGCUGUAAAUUGGUGGGUAAAAGUCCAGAUAACAUUGGGGAUAUAAUAUCAAAAAAACAGGACCUCACAUUGGGUGAGAUUUCAAGAGAGUUCUUACUAACAGGCAUUGAGGUUCCAGAAUGGUUCAGCUAUAAGACUACAUCAAAUUUAGUGAGUGCUAGCUUUCGUCACUAUCCAGACAUGGAAAGAACUUUGGCUGCCUGUGUUAGUUUCACAGUGAAUGGAGAUUCAUCUGAAAGAAUUUCAUGCAAUAUAUUCAUCUGCAAUAGACUGCAUUGUUCUUUUUCAAGAUCAUUUCUUCCAUCAAAAUCAGAAUAUGUGUGGUUAGUGUCAACUUCUCUAGCUUGGGGUUCCAUGGAGGUGAAUGAUUGGAAAGAAGUUUUGGUUUGGUUUGAGGUUCAUGAUGAGGUAAAUACAAGUAUAAGAAGAUGUGGUGUCCAUGUCACUGAAGAGCUCCAUGGGAUAAUACAAAUGGAUGUCAAGUGGCCGGUGGUAAAUUAUGCUGAUUUUUAUCAACUGGAGAAAUUGCAAAAUCUGGAUAUUGAGGAUCUUCUUGUCAAACGCUUUUUUGAAGAAAUGUCCUCCUUGUCAAAUUGCAAAGCAAUGUUGCAUGCAGGAAGUUAUGCUCCAGAAGCAAUAAUUGGUUCCAACGUACAACCUAUGGUUUUCCCGUUGCACGUAUCAUAUAAUGGUGAUACAGUGAUAUGUGGAAUGGAAGGCAUGGCAAAAACUGCACUAGCCAACUCUGUAUGCAACAAAUUUAAUUGGUCAUAUGAUAAUGAUUGGAGACAACCUUUAGAUAAUCCUACAAGCUUUUACUUGGUCGAAGAAUCACAGUACCGUUUCAUGAGAUAUUCGGGCCUCGACAAGCGUGGAGGUUGUAAAAAAGGGACCAACAUUAUCGCAAACCAUAGUACAAUUACAUCAUCCAAAAUGUAUUACAUAUACUUUGAAAAUUUGGAUGAUAGAGUAUACAGAUUUGUAAGUGCAUGGGCUAUAGCAAAGCCUCGUUGGAUUGAGAUUUACAGAUUUGAAGAUCAUGAUGUUGCAAGAAAUCAUCAUUUCAUUAUUAGAAGGGUUGAUCCAUCCUUAUGGCAACCCUGGGCCCGUUGAUCCACCCUCAAAUUAAUUUUCCAAGUUUGUGUUGCAAAUGUUUAAAUUACUUACCAGUGUCUUUAGAAAAUGGUAGAAGGUGGCCACACCUAAUUUUUGUUUAUCUAUACCCCUAUGUACUCUAUAUGUUUACAAUCUAGAAACAGAGCCAUAAAAUCAAAUUGAGAUCCAGAAUUAUUUUAUUGUUCCA
Molecule: messenger RNA, 4029 nt
Organism: Cucumis sativus (cucumber)
Lineage: Eukaryota; Viridiplantae; Streptophyta; Magnoliopsida; Cucurbitales; Cucurbitaceae
Product: TMV resistance protein N
Exons: 6
Coding region: 123-3839 (1238 amino acids)
Biological process (GO): defense response; signal transduction
Molecular function (GO): ADP binding; ATP hydrolysis activity
Source: RefSeq, a predicted model, not a curated record